Molecule: messenger RNA, 1506 nt
Organism: Phyllotreta striolata
Lineage: Eukaryota; Metazoa; Arthropoda; Insecta; Coleoptera; Chrysomelidae
Source: the annotation of a GenBank genome assembly
AUGAGUGAUGAGAAAAACAUUUCGAUCGAAGGAGACGAUAAUUCCACUUCUAGAAUUAGAACAACAAGUGAGUGCUCCUUUACCAGCGACGAUGGUGCUUCGGGAUACACUACAGGAAAACGCCAAAGAACCACAUCCCACCAAUUUAUGGUAGCUAGCGGCUUAACGGCCGCUUCUCCUCCGAAAUAUGUGAGUUUAGAAGAAAUCAUGCAAGCUGCGAACGGAAUGAAAGACAUGGCCUUGGUACAUCAGAUUGUAGUCGAUAAGGAUUUCCAGCUGAAGAGAGCAGAACCGGAACCGAACAGUUUGCAAAAAAAGAUAAGAGACUCCAUGCAUAAGGCCUUUUGGGACCUACUGCGGUCCGAGCUGGGCGAAGAUCCACCAGUUUAUUCGCAAGCGUUCAACCUCCUUGAAGAAAUUAAGCAAGGCUUAUUCUCCGUGUUAUUACCUCAGCAUACUAGAAUUAAACAACAAAUAUCUGAAGUUUUAGACACAGAUUUAAUAAAGCAGCAAGCACAAAAGGGAACAUUGGAUUUUAAGAAUUACGCAGAAUAUGUUAUAUCUGUGAUGGCAAAAUUAUGUGCGCCUGUUCGAGAUGAUAAAAUUCGUGAAUUAACAGAAACCGUCGAUGUUAUUGACACCUUCAAAGGUAUUCUUGAGACGUUGGAUUUAAUGAAGCUGGACAUGGCUAAUUUUACCAUACAAGUGGCCAAACCGGACAUUAUUGCAGCCAGUGUUGAAUUAGAACGAAAGAAAUUCGCUGAUUAUUUAGCGGUACAAAGUGACGGUUUAUCGUGUACUAGAAAAUGGUUGCUGAAAUAUAUAAAUAGCGAUCAAAGCGUACCAGAUAAUAUUGAAUACGAAAAGUUUAUAAAGUCUGUGGUGAAAAGGGCUUUCACACAAGCUUGCGUUGAGCUAAUAGAUUGGCCUGCAAAUGAUGAAUAUCCUGAAACCUUCAUGUUGGAUAUAGACCGAUUAGACGAUUUACAAAUUCGAACCUAUCGAUUGUCGUGCAUUGCUACCGUUCUUCUAGUCACACUUAGUAACGCAGGGAUUGAUUUACAAUCGAUAGCCGAAUUCAAGCAGUCUUUAAAAGAGCACGUCUGUAUUUUACUACAGAAUAUCAAAAACGAAAGUGACCUACAAGAGGCUCUACCGAAUUUGGCCGAACAACUUAUAACAGAUCUAAAAAAUGCCCAACAAAAGUACGAACGUCCAGUUUUAUUUGAAGCCGCCGAGGAAAACCUGAGGAAGCAAAUUUUAGAUAUAGGAAAGCCGGAUCAUAAAGUUAAAGAAAUAUGUAAACAAAGAGUAAAGGACUUCUUUUUGGAUAUAAUCGAAUCUUCGACGGCGGCGCCUCAAAAGGUACCUUCCGGUUUGACGGCGCUUCAGAAGGAACUGGCCGAAAUUGCGGGGCAAUUUCUGCGGAUCGUGUCGCACAACAGUUCUGUAUUUUGCAUUUAUUACUUCGAUAUCGUGGCCGCUGCUCUACCAAAACCUGCAUAA